AUGGGCCACAGAAGCUACCUACUGGAAGUGCCGCUUUCUAUCAUGUUUGUUUUAUCUGCGACAUCAGCGGGGAAACAUUCUCUACAAUUCAUCCAGACAGUAGUCACUCCAGGAACUAAUUUCCCGGAGUUCACUGCUGUUGUUUUAAUGGAUGGAGAGCAGAUUGUUUACUAUGACAGUAACAUCAGGACGCUGAUCCCAAAGACAGAGUGGAUGAAGAAGAUUAAAGAUGAUCAGACAGAUUACUGGACACAGGAGACAGAGCGUAUGGAACAUGAUCAGUAUGAUUUAAUAGGAAAUCUGAAUACCAUAAAGGAACACUUUAAUCAGAAUGAAGGAGUUCACACACUGCUGGUGAUGUAUGGCUGUGAGCUCUCUGAUGACAACACUACUAAUGGAUAUGAUCAGUACGGUUAUGAUGGAGAAGAUUUUCUUAGUCUGGACCUGAAAACUCUCAUCUGGACUGCUGCAAAUGAUCACACUGUUAUUAGUAAACUUAAAUGGAAUAAUGAGGGUUAUAGUAAAAAGGAACAGGAUUGCCUGCAGAUCACCUGUAUCGAGUGGUUACCGAUGUUUGUAUCAUACGGUGGAGAGACUCUGGCGAGGAAAGAUCCUCCUGAGGUGUCUGUGUUCCACAAGCGUUCCUCUUCUUCAGAGCUGGUGUGUCACGCUACAGGUUUCUUCCCCAGAGGACUGAUGAUGUUCUGGCAGAAGGACGGAGAGGAACUGCACGAGGACGUUGAUGACAGAGAGACUCUACCAAACCAGGAUGGAACCUUCCAGAAGAGAGCCGUUCUGAGAGUCUCACCUGAGGAGCUGAAGGAACAUGAAUACACCUGUGUGGUUCAGCACAGCAGCCUGGAGAAGGACUUAGUGCUGCCAGUUCCAGAUCCAGAUGCAUUGAUUUGGAUCAUCGUUGGUGCAGUCAUUGUUCUUGCUCUGAUUGCUGGAGUUCUGAUCUGGAAGUUUUCAAAUACAACUGAAAGUAAUUGA
Messenger RNA from Trichomycterus rosablanca, 993 nucleotides. Its product is annotated as BOLA class I histocompatibility antigen, alpha chain BL3-6-like. The record is from RefSeq and is a predicted model, not a curated record. Gene Ontology annotation, biological process: immune response. The transcript has 5 exons. Gene Ontology annotation, cellular component: external side of plasma membrane. Bases 1 to 993 code for a protein of 330 amino acids. NCBI's taxonomy places the organism in Eukaryota, Metazoa, Chordata, Actinopteri, Siluriformes, Trichomycteridae.